CCGGACUCCCGCAGCUGCGGGGGAUGGACGUAAGCACGUCGGUCCUCCUACGCGUCCACCUCUGGGAAGACGAGAGCGUUCCCCUCGGCACCGCCGCCGGCUCUUCAGGAGCCGGGUCGAUUGCGACUGCGCAGAUUUAUAUAAUUGCCAACGACCACUGAUGAAGAUAGGUUGGAGUAACUGCUGAAACUGAAUUUUGCUGACCAGAAGACAGUCCAUUUGUUUCACUUCUUUUUGUUUUCCCUACUGCUUUGAGCUUUACUGUAACGGCUGAAAAACUUGGAAAAUAAAAUGAACAUGCUGUGGUCUUGAACAUUUUUUUUUUUUGAGGAAAAAUUAAAGUGCCAGAGUGAAAGCCAGAAUGGCAUCCAGAGAGAGACUCUUUGAACUUUGGAUGCUUUAUUGUGCAAAGAAAGAUCCAGAUUACCUGAAGCUCUGGUUGGACAACUUUGUUUCUAGCUAUGAACAAUUCUUAGAUGUUGACUUUGAAAAGCUGCCCACCAGGGUAGAUGAUGUGCCUCCAGGAAUAUCUCUGCUUCCUGACAAUAUUCUGCAGGUUCUGAGGACCCAGCUUCUACAGUGUGUUCAGAAAACGGCAGAUGGGUUAGAGGAAGAGCAGCAAGCCUUGUCAAUUUUGCUUGUCAAGUUCUUCAUUAUUCUUUGCAGAAAUCUAUCUAAUGUAGAAGAAAUUGGGACUUGCUCAUACAUCAAUCAUGUUAUCACUAUGACAACACUCUAUAUUCAACAAUUAAAAAGCAAAAAAAAAGAGAAGGAAUUGGCAGAUCAGACAUCUAUUGAAGAAUUUGUGAUCCAUGCAUUGGCAUUUUGUGAAAGUUUAUAUGACCCGUAUCGGAAUUGGAGGCAUAGAAUUUCAGGACGAAUCCUUAGUACUGUGGAAAAGAGCAGACAGAAAUAUAAACCAGCUUCUCUGACUGUGGAGUUCGUCCCUUUCUUUUAUCAGUGUUUUCAAGAAAGUGAACAUCUCAAGGAAAGUCUUAAGUGUUGCUUAUUGCAUCUCUUUGGAGCCAUUGUAGCUGGUGGGCAGAGGAAUGCUUUGCAAGCAAUUUCUCCAGCUACCAUGGAAGUUCUUAUGAGAGUUUUGGCCGAUUGUGAUUCUUGGGAGGAUGGAAAUCCUGAAGAAGUGGGUAGGAAGGUAGAACUUACUCUGAAGUGCCUUACAGAAGUGGUACAUAUUCUUCUCACUAGCAGCUCUGAUCAGCGUCAAGUGGAAACCAGCACUAUUUUGGAGAACUAUUUUAAAUUGCUAAAUUCAGAUCAUUCAGCUUUACCUAAUCAAAGGAGGUCCAGACAGUGGGAAAGCUGGUUCAUAGCUCUGCAAAUCAAAAUGCUGAAUACCAUCACAGCCAUGUUAGACUGCACAGAUAGGCCUGUUCUUCAGGCUAUUUUUCUUAACAGUAAUUGCUUUGAACAUCUCAUACGACUGCUACAGAACUGCAAGCUGUUUUUAAAUGCUAACAAUAAGGUGGCAGACAAGAACGAGAAAGACCUUGCCAACAAAUUACUGACAGAAAUGAAUGAGGACCAGGUGUUUCAGGGACAGUUGGAUUGUUUGGCUGUAUCAACCAUUCAGGCUUUGACAGCAGUAAUGAACAAAUCUCCAGCAGCUAAGGAAGUAUUUAAAGAAAGAAUUGGUUAUACACAUAUGUUUGAGGUAUUAAAAUCACUUGGUCAGCCACCACUGGAACUGCUUAAAGAACUUAUGAAUAUGGCUGUAGAGGGUGACCACACUUCAGUUGGGAUUUUGGGCAUUAGUAAUGUCCAACCUCUCUUGCUUCUUAUCCAGUGGCUUCCAGAGCUAGAAUCCCAUGACCUGCAAAUCUUCAUCUCUGAUUGGCUGAAAAGAAUUUGUUGUAUUAAUAGGCAGAGUCGAACUACUUGUGUCAAUGCAAACAUGGGAAUUAGAAUCAUUGAAACCCUUAAAUCCCAUUCUUCCCUCCAUCGAACUUGUGCUGAGAACUUGAUUGCACUCCAUGGUUCCUUGGGGAGCCAGUCAGUGAGCUCAGAAGAAAUCCGUCAACUGCUAAGAUUGCUGAGAGUGGAUGAAUCUGAAUAUAUCCACCCUUAUACCACUCCUGUAACUCGAGCAAUCCUGACAAUGGCCCGAAAACAAAGUCUAGAGAGCGCACUGCAGUAUUUUAAUUUGUCACAUAGUAUGGCAGGCAUUUCUGUGCCUUCCAUACAGAAAUGGCCAGGGUCUGCCUUUUCUUUCAAUGCUUGGUUUUGUUUAGAUCAGGAUCAGCUGACUCUUGGCAAUGCUAACAAAGGAGGAAAAAGAAAACAAUUGUACAGCUUUUUUACAGGAAGUGGCCUGGGUUUUGAAGCUUUUAUUACCCAUUCAGGUAUGUUGGUUGUGGCAGUGUGCACGAAAAGAGAAUAUGCAACAGUUAUGCUUCCAGACCACAGUUUCUGUGAUUCCCUCUGGCACAACAUAACCAUUGUUCACAUGCCUGGAAAAAGGCCCUUUGGUCAGAGCCUUGUCUAUAUCUAUGACAAUGGACAGCAAAAGGUCUCUGCCCCUCUGAGAUUUCCUGCCAUGAAUGAACCUUUUAUUUCUUGCUGCAUUGGUUCAGCUGGGCAAAGAACCACAACUCCUCCACCAUCCCAAAUCCCAGAUCCACCUUUUGCUUCUCCCAUCACCCCUCAUCGGACAUCAUUUGGUGGAAUUUUGUCAUCAGCUUCUUGGGGAGGAACAAUUGAAAAAUCAAAAUUGAUUACCAAAAUGAUAUCAGCUGGAACCCAAGACAGUGAAUGGGGAUGUCCCACAUCUCUGGAGGGUCAGCUGGGGUCUGUUAUCAUCUUCUAUGAAGCACUGCAGCCUCCUCAGGUGAAGGCAUUAUACUUAGCAGGUCCAAAUUGUUUAAGCCCUUGGAAAUUUCAAGAUUCUGACAUGGCUGACCUGCCUGGUAAUGUCCUUCUUCACUACACUGCAAAGGCCUGCAAAAAUUCAAUCUGUCUUGAUUUAUCUACUAAUUGUUUGCAUGGAAGGUUAACAGGAAACAAAGUAGUAAACUGGGACAUUAAGGACAUCAUAAACUGCAUAGGUGGAUUAAAUGUACUCUUUCCUCUAAUGGAACAAAUCAGCCACUUUGGUGAAGGACAGAUUCCUGAAGGAUUCAAUGAAAGCACAGUUUCUGAAUUGAUAACACCUGUAGAAGGAGAUUGGGUGGUAUUGAACUCCACAAAGGCAUCAGAGUCAAGACUAGAGAGAAAUUUAAUUGCAACAUUUAUCUUGGUUGUGAAACACUUCAUUCAAAGACAUCCUAUUAACCAGGACAAUCUUAUUCACUCCCAUGGAGUUGCCAUUCUUGGUGUCUUACUUCAGAAGGUGCCAAGCACCUUGAUGGAUGUUAAUGUAUUGAUGGCAAUUCAGUUACUCAUUGAGCAGGUAUCAUUAGAGAAAAAUAUGCAGCUCCUGCAACAAAUGUAUCAGUAUUUACUCUUUGACUUCCGUAUUUGGAACCGUGGAGAUUUUCCCUUUCGAAUUGGUCACAUACAAUAUCUUUCCACCAUCAUCAAAGACAGCAGGAGAGUUUUCCGAAAGAAGUAUGGUGUACAGUUUCUCCUUGAUACCCUUAGGAUUUAUUAUGGGAGUGAUUGUAAAUAUAGUGAGCUGUCUGUAGAUGAUAUUCGAACAAUAAGGACUUCUUUGUAUGGACUAAUUAAAUAUUUUCUGUGCAAAGGCGGAACUCAUGAAGAGAUACAAAGUCUUAUGGGUUACAUAGCUGCUAUCAGUGAAGAAGAACAGCUUUUUGGAAUUUUGGACAUACUCUUCGGUCUCCUACGUACCAGCCCAACUAGAGGUCAGCUUUUCUUACUGCUGUUUGAGCCAGGAAAUGCUGAUAUACUUUAUGCCUUGCUCUUAAAUCAGAAGUACUCUGACAGACUAAGAGAAAUCAUUUUUAAGGUUAUGGAACAGAUGUUGAAAUGCACAAACGUUUAUGAACGAAGUAAACAACGUAUUCGACUUAGAGAAGUUGGCUACUCGGGAUUAGGACUCCUUCUUAAUGAAGCACCUGUUAAUACAUCUCUCAUUAAAAGUCUCACCAAUCAAAUUACAAAUACAGAUCCUGCUGUUAAUUUCAAAGAUCUGUUAUCUGUGGUAUAUAUAUCUCACAGAGCAUGUAUAAAUGUCAGGGUGGUCAUCUGCAGAAAGAUUUUACAGAUUUUACAGUCCCAGCCAGAUGCAGCACAUCAAAUAUCUCAACAAGUGGGUUGGCAAGACACUUUAGUUAGGCUUUUUUUGAAAGCAAAUUUUGAAAAUGGAAGUACUCUUCAUAAGCACAGUAGGGCGGUUGUAAUGAAAGACAAUGAUAAAAAUAUAUCAGCUGAAGAUAUGAAGAGGAACUUUGAUGAAAAGACAGAUGAGGAAAAAGUUAACUCUUUUGCCUCAGCUCACAUGUCUUCAGAUCAGUGGAGCUUGGAGGAUAGACACUCCCUAGACUCGAACACACCAUUAUUUCAAGAAGAUAGCUCUAUGGGAGAAUUAUCUUUCAAAUUAGAGAAUCAAGAAGAAUUCUGGCAUAAUAACCCUGCACAUUUGAGUUUAGAUCUCAGCGGAAUUGAUUCAUGUGAACUGAGUGAUAGUGGAAGUCAAAUGCCAGACAGCCUGCCCAGCACGCCAUCCCCGAUAGAAUCCACUAAGUCGUUUUCUGCGCAGUCUGACAAAGAAACCAGCGUCACAAAUGAUGUGGGCUUUAGCGAUGACUUCUCUUUACUUGAAAGCCAAGAGAGAUGUGAGGAGGAGCUUAUUCAGUUACUGACAAACAUCUUGAACUGUGUAAUGUGUAAGGGACUAGAAAAGUCUGAUGACGAUACUUGGGUUGAACGGGGACAAGUGUUUUCGGCACUGACUAAACCAGGCAUAUCCAGUGAGCUACUUCGACCAUCAGAAGAAAUAAAACUAAUUUUGCUACAGAAGAUGUUAGAGUGGGCGGUCACAGAAAACAGAGAAGCAAAAAUUAAUCCAGUAACUGCUGAAAAUGCUUUCCGACUCAUGCUGAUCAUACAGGACUUUCUGCAGUCAGAGGGACUGGUUAAUUCAAACAUGUGGACUGAGAAGCUUUUAGAGGACAUGAUGCUGCUCUUCGACAGUCUGUCAGUGUGGUAUUCUGAAAGUCCAGUAGGGCUGAAACUUUCUCAAGUUCAAAUCCAGUUGCUUCUAGGCUUCAUUGGAAGGGGUGAUUUGCAGGUUUGUGCAGUGGCAUCAGCUAAGCUAAACACCCUUCUUCAGACCAAGGUGAUUGAAAAUCAGGAUGAAGCAUGUUACAUUUUAGGGAAGCUGGAACAUGUUCUAAGUCAAUCAAUCAAGGAACAGACUGAAAUAUACUCAUUUCUGAUUCCCCUUGUCCGUACUCUGGUUUCCAAAAUUUAUGAGCUUCUCUUCAUGAACUUGCAUCUGCCUUCUUUACCUUUUACCAAUGGUAGCUCUUCAUUUUUUGAAGAUUUUCAAGAAUAUUGCAGUUCAAGUGAAUGGCAAGUUUACAUUGAAAAAUAUAUUGUACCUUACAUGAAGCAGUAUGAGACCCAUACAUUUUAUGAUGGUCAUGAGAACAUGGCACUUUAUUGGAAAGACUGUUAUGAAUCCUUAAUGGUGAAUAUGCAUAAACGAGACCGGGAAGGUGGAGAAAGCAAGCUCAAGUUUCAGGAGUUUUUUGUGGAGCCAUUUAAUCGAAAAGCACGCCAAGAGAACUUGAGGUAUAAUAAUAUGCUUAAACAACUUAGCAGUCAACAGUUAGCUACUCUGAGACGCUGGAAGGCAAUAAAGCUCUAUCUUACAUGCGAAAGGGGACCUUGGGCUGAAAGGAAACAAAAUCCAACUCACUGGAAACUAGCUAAUGUAGAAAAUUAUUCCCGCAUGAGACUUAAAUUGGUGCCGAAUUAUAACUUCAGAACCCAUGAUGAAGCUAGUGCUUUGAGAGAUAAUCUAGGUAUCCAGCACUCACAUCCUUCCAGUGAUUCAUUGCUUUUGGAAGUAGUCAAACAAGUAAAAGUUAGUGAUAUGGAGGAGGAUAAAUUAGAUCUUCCUGAAGAGGAAAUAACAGCCAGAGUAAAUAUUGAUGAGAAGGAAGAACAGGAUCAAAAAGAAAAAUUGGUGUUGUCGGAGGACUGUGAACUCAUUACAAUAAUUGAUGUAAUUCCUGGCAGAUUAGAAAUCACUACUCAACACAUUUACUUCUAUGAUGGCAGCAUUGAAAAAGAAGAUGGAGUAGGCUUUGAUUUCAAGUGGCCUCACUCUCAAGUCCGAGAGAUUCACCUACGACGGUACAACUUAAGGAGGUCAGCCCUUGAGAUUUUUCAUGUUGACCAAUCCAACUACUUUCUCAAUUUCAAAAAAGAGGUUAGGAACAAAGUGUAUAGCAGACUGUUGUCACUUCAUUCUCCAAACAGUUAUGGAACCAGAUCACCACAGGAGUUAUUCAAAGCAUCAGGACUGACACAGAAAUGGGUGAACAGAGAAAUAUCAAAUUUUGACUACCUCAUUCAGUUAAAUACAAUGGCAGGACGAACCUAUAAUGACCUUGCGCAGUAUCCUGUGUUCCCCUGGAUUUUACAAGAUUAUACUUCAGAAGAAUUGGAUCUUAAUAACCCAUCUGUAUUUCGAGAUCUGUCCAAACCAAUUGGGGUAGUUAAUGAUAAAAAUGCCAAAGCCAUGCGAGAAAAAUAUGAAAACUUUGAGGAUCCUAUGGGAACUAUUGAUAAAUUUCAUUAUGGUACUCACUAUUCAAAUUCUGCCGGCGUCAUGCACUAUCUUAUUCGUACAGAACCAUUCACCACCCUCCACAUCCAGCUUCAGAGUGGAAGGUUUGACUGUGCAGAUCGACAAUUCCAUUCCAUCCCUGCUACCUGGCAGGCUCUCAUGGACAAUCCAUAUGAUGUGAAGGAACUUAUUCCUGAAUUCUUCUAUUUCCCAGAGUUUUUGGAAAAUCAAAAUCAAUUUAACUUAGGUCGUCUGCAAGUUUCCAAAGAACUAGUAAAUGAUGUCAUUCUCCCCAAAUGGGCUAAGUCAGCUGAAGAUUUCAUCUAUAAACACAGGAAAGCUCUGGAGUCUGAAUAUGUUUCUGCUCAUCUUCAUGAGUGGAUAGAUCUGAUUUUUGGCUAUAAACAGAGGGGGCCAGCUGCAGUGGAGGCACUCAAUGUUUUCUAUUACUGUAGUUAUGAAGGAGCUGUGGAUCUGGACGCCUUAACAGAUGAGAAGGAAAGAAAAGCCUUAGAAGGGAUGAUUAACAAUUUUGGGCAAACACCUUGUCAACUGUUAAAGGAACCACAUCCUUCUAGAUUAUCAGCUGAGGAAGCAGUGCAGAAGCAAACCAAAACAGACACUUCAACCUUUAACCUGUUUCAGCACCUCCCUGAACUCAAGUCAUUUUUUAUAGAGGGAAUUAGUGAUGGUAUUCCACUAAUAAAGGCCAUUGUCCCCAAAAAUCAGUCUCGUUCUUUUAUGUCACAAGGCAGUCCUGAGUUACUGAUAACAAUAAGCAUGAAUUAUGUUAUUGGAACCCAUGGAUGGCUGCCUUAUGACAGAAACAUUUCUAAUUACUUUACAUUUAUCAGGGAUCAAACUGUGACAAAUCCAAAAACUCAGCGUAGUAUGAAUGGCCCUUUUGCUCCAGGGCUGGAGAUUACUUCUAAGCUAUUUGUAGUAUCACAUGAUGCGAAGUUGCUUUUUAGUGCUGGACACUGGGAUAAUAGCAUUCAAGUGAUGUCACUUACAAAAGGCAGAAUUAUUUCACACAAUAUCAGACAUAUGGAUAUUGUGACUUGUUUAGCUACAGAUUACUGUGGAAUACAUUUGAUUUCUGGUUCCAGAGAUACUACAUGUAUGAUAUGGCAGAUAACCCAACAGGGAGGUGUUCCUGUGGGCCUAGCAUCUAAACCUUUUCAAAUUCUGUACGGACAUACUGAUGAGGUACUGAGUGUCGGAAUCAGCACUGAGCUAGACAUGGCAGUGUCAGGAUCAAGGGAUAGCACUGUGAUCAUACAUACCAUUCAGAAAGGUCAGUACAUGCGGACUUUACGACCACCAUGUGAGAGUUCUCUGCUCCUGACCAUUCCCAAUUUGGCUAUAUCUUGGGAAGGACAUAUUGUCAUCUACUCCAGCAUUGAAGAAAGUACCACCCUCAAGGAUAAGAAUGCAUUGCAUUUGUUUUCUGUAAAUGGCAAGUAUUUAGGGUCUCAAGUCCUAAAGGAACAAGUAUCAGAUAUAUGUAUAAUUGGAGAACACAUUGUCACAGGCAGCUUACAAGGAUUCCUGUCUGUAAGAGACCUCCACAGUUUGAAUCUCAGCAUCAACCCAUUAUCCAUGCGAUCGCCUAUCCACUGUGUUUGUGUAACCAAAGAAUACAGCCAUAUUCUUGUAGGAUUAGAAGAUGGCAAAUUGAUUGUAGUGGGUGUUGGCAAGCCAGCUGAGAUGCGUUCAGGUCAGCUUUCUCGAAAAUUGUGGGGAUCUAGCAAGCGGCUCAGCCAGAUUUCAGCUGGAGAAACUGAAUAUAAUACUCAAGAUUCCAAGUGAUUGUUAUUUCUACCUUCUGUCAUGGAUAACUGAAAUUUGAUUUAUUGCUUUGUCACCUUAACCACAUCUCUCAACUAUCUUAAAUGUUUCAGGGGUUUUAUCCCUGCAAAUCAUUUAGGGAUUACCAAAAUUUGGUAUGGUGUGUGUAUAAAUUCAUAGGUUUUAUUACUGUCCACUUAAAAAAUUUCUGGUUAACAUCAUUGAAUCUGAUCUUAGUAACUAAUUCUUGGUCUACACUACGGUGAAUUUGAGAAAAUACAUUUGAUUAGAUUUAGUGGUUUAUUCCUAAAGAGCAUUAGAUCCAUUUUUAAAAACAAACUUCUAAAAAUGAAGACGUUAGAGUCAAUUCGCUUAUUCUAAACAGCAAAAGUUGAGGUAUUUCUAAUAAAAGACUAGAGAUAAUGGGACAGUUGAGAGAUUUGGCUUUUAAUGCAUACUUUAAUCAUUCUCCUAUUUACUGACCACCAUACUUAAAAAUACAUCAAUUUAUUUAUGGAACUUCUAUUUGGAGGUAAUAUUUUAAAGGCAUCUUUUGCAUACUUGGAUAUUCAAAACUCAGUAUAAGUUACAGGUUUUCAUGAUAAGUUGAAAAUAAGACUUUUGAAACUGGUACAUUGGCUCAUCCCACUACUACUUAGCAUGUUACUAAUGAGAAUUUAUUGCAAUGUUAUUAUCCUUAAAUAAUAAAGUUUGAGUAGGAAUAAGAAAAACUAGAGAUACAUUUUGUGGGUAUAUUUCAUUUGUAGUAUAGUUAAGGAAAAAUGUGAUUAUGAUUUUGAUAGUCGGGUCCUUUUAAGUAGCAUCUGCAGCUCAAUUUAUAUCUGCAAAGUACGAAAUUUCUUGGCUUUAUCUUUAUUAAACACUGUGUUUUCCCUCAAUAAUUAUUGGAGUUAGCAGUGAUACCCAAAUAUGUUACAUUUUUACUUAUUUCAUAUAAUUGAUGAAUGAACUGAAAAGAUAAGCAUAAUUUAAACUAUCAUUUAGAUACAGUAAUUUUUUAAAAUACACAUUUCUAUUUCAUAUUACAUAUAACUUUAGAAUUAUAAUUUAAUUUUAUUAUAGGUAGCUAGAUCUUACAUUAUGCUUUGCUAUUCAAAAUUUUAAAGUGAAAGGCUGAUAAUUUAUUUUGGAAUUCAAAGAGAUUGUUAAACCUUGUGCUUUUACAAUGUCUUUUUUUGUGUUAGGUCAGAAAGCUUUUACAACUACGUGUGCCCCUAAUCUAAGAUUCCACAGGUUUUGGGGGAAUUUAUGAAUCCCUUAAAACUGUGUGGAAAUUCUGUAUGUUUUACAACAAUACCUUUUUACAACAAUACCUUUUUAAAAUACGAAUACUUUUUUAUUUCACAAAUUAUAGAUUUCCUUAUAUCCAGUUGUCUUCUCAGUUGAAUCUUUGAGAAAUUUUUCCUUUGCAAUUCUCUCUUGUUGCCCACAGUAUCUAGUACCCUUUUCUUUAUAAUCCUAUGAGUGAGUAAAAAAAUUAUGAGAAGUAGAGGAUUCUGUUAGGGAAACUUUUUGAUAGAUUUGAUUCGCUUGUGUUAAGACUAGUAAAAAGUUACGGAAGAAUUUUUUUUUCCAGUUAUUUAAAAUCCUCUGUUUUAUUCAGUAAAAAAGUUAUGUUUUUAGGUAAAUCACACUGAAAUAAACUGAUGCAGAAAGUGUAAAUUAGAGCAUAUGUAAAUGUGAAGGUUUCCUUUUUGAGGAAUUCUGCAAUUGGCAAAAAAUGUCUCAAAAGAAGUCAGUAGAGAUAAUCAUGAUAUAUUGAGAUUUCUUCUAUUAUUUUUUUAAUUCUGUUUUAAUUUUUUAUCUUAUAUAUAUUAGGAGGUUUCAAGUCAAGAGAGCCAAAAUGAUUGGGUUUUGGUAUUUUAAAUGUUGAUUUUUUAAAAAACCUGUUUCUAAAACAAAUGUUUGGCAAUGUUUCUUUUGCCUAUUUAUCUAGAGAUUUUGGUUAAGGAUGCCUUCUUUAUUUUUAAGGUCACUUAAUAUUGGUUUUGGAAGUUAUUUUGGAUGCUUAUAAGUUAAAGAAAAAAAGUUUACCUUAGAUUAUUAGGGGAAAAUUCCUAAAUUUUUGGUAUUUUACUUUGCUACUGUUUAGAUGGAGGAACUAAACAAGCAGUUUUCAUUUUACAGCACAACCCUGAAGAAGCUUUAUUCACAGUAAAGUAGAUAACCUACCUAGAGUAGUAGUAGAUGUUCAGAGCAGUGGAAUUAAUCCUUAUAUUACACUUUCCAAAAAGUGAAAACAAAAAAUGUAAAAUUUUGAGGAAAAUCUUUGAGAAUAUUAGCAAUAGUCUAGAAGAACAGAACUUAAAGUUUAUUAAAUAAGCAAAUAUAGUAGUAGUAUUAGCUGAAUAAUUCCUCUUUUAAACAGUUUAGACCACUGAAUUAAAAAUCAGUAGAUAAAAUCACUGGAAAGAUACACUUUGAGCGAUUCUGGUGUAUUUGGAUGUUAUGCAUAGAAAUUACUUCUGUAUUGUAUAAUGGGAGAAAUGAACAGUAUCAUUACAGUGCAGUAACAGGUGGACAUUUCAGAUGAUAAAUAUCUCAAUUUCGCUGUUAUAUGAAGUGUGUUGUGUUUGAACAACUUUUCAUCUGCUUUUGUUUCUUGACACUGAUGAUGGAAAUAUAAAUCUCAGCAUCCUGAAGCUGCAGAGAGAUUUACACUAAGAUAAUGAUUUUAUUUUUAGAAAGUGAGGUCAAAUAUUAAAACAUAUAAUAGAGGUACUCAUUUAGAGAAUAAAGAAGCUUUAUAAGAUUUUUUUCAAAUCUUCUCAAUCAGUAUUCUGUCAUUACUUAAGUAAAAUUGGAGGAGAGAAGAAAACAUAGAGCAGGGCAUGAAUGAAGCUCGGCCAGUUGUUUCAAGUCUUUUAAGCCUGUGAAGCUCAUAUCAUCUAUGAAUAAAUUUCUAUUAAUUUCCUUCAGGUCACAGUACUUUUUCAGGUCACAUCCUUUUGUAGGAGAGAAAAUGCCAAGUAUUCAUUUGUCAUUAACAACAAAUGACAGCGAGGCUUUUUUUCUCUAUGUAAGGCAUAGAAAAAUUAUCCUUCAAGAACUAGUAUUGAAAAUCAGUUUUAUGCUUCUGAAGGAAUAAGGAUGCUCUCAUAAUAGAAUUUAGAUUUAAAAGCUGAAUCUUAACCGAAGACUUUUUUGUAUUUUGCUUGAAUAGGAGUAGGUAGAGGAAAUAGUUAACUUAUAUACUCUAUUUUUAUUUAAUGAUGACACAUGGCCUUUGCCUUUUAAGUAUAUUUUAUAUUGUUAUUACUAAAGAAAUCACUAAUGGAAAUUCUGAAUUUAAAGAGGUUAACUCCUUUUAUAUAUUUAUAUUUAUAAAGUGAAUAGCAUUGUCUUUAUCACCUUUCCAAUGAAAAGAUGCAAGUGCAUGGACUAUAUUAAAUAUAAAUAUAUAAAUAUUAAAUGAUAUCACAUAAUAUAUAGUAUCAUGUGGGGGUGUGUAGGUGUGAAGGUUGGUCUCUUCAAAUACAUCACCAAACAUAUCAUCCAUAAAUAAGUUCUUUAGGAUAUAGUUUUGAUAUAAGAAGUAAAUACUUUUUUUUUUUAAUUUCCUAAAUCUAAUCUGCUGUUUUCCUUUAUCAGGCAGACUCACAGCUUCUCCUAGUUAGUGACAACUUCUCUUAUCAACUAAAACUGUUCUUUCCCAGGAAGUGACCAGUUUGAAACAUUUUUAUCACUCUAAACAAAUACUGUUCGCAGUAUUCUUUUUGCCUAAUUCAUUUAUCGUAUGCACGUUUGAUUUGAUUUAAACUUGAUCAUCCAGAACAUUGUUCUGGAGAGUCUUCCUCUAUCAGAGUCCUUGUUGUGUUUUUUUCCUGAUGAUAUUAGGCAACAAUAUAGUGUUAUCAGUCAUAACUUCAAUAUUAUUAAAAUGUUGGCCACAACUUUACUUCUUUAAUGUGAAUCUAGCAUUUUCAAGGCCAUUGUUUCUUAACUGAGAUUGUAGAUCAGACUUCUCUGUGAAGUUUUAUAAAUAUACAAAAGUUUAGGCAUUACUCUGGACAUUCUGAAUCUCUUUACUUGAUAUUCUUGGUAUAAAAAAUUGUCCUCAGGGUUAUUAUAUUAAAUCUUAAAAUAUUUUCUGCUAUAGAAAUUAUAUCCAUUUUUAUAAAUCAGAUCUGAUAUUCAUAGGCAUAUUUGAAAAUAGGUUUAAUCAUUAUCCUUGAAGACAUUUUUUCUAAAAUUUGCCUGGAAUGGGUUUCUUAUCUUUGUUCUGCAUGCUACAGACACAACUAAAUUUCCUUUUCAGUUUGCAUUAUUCUUAUCAUAAACUCUCUUCAGACCUCUCACAUUUGAAAAUUAUAACUAAUAUUUGCCUCUAAAAAAGUGUGGUUUUGCUUCUUUUAGUUCCUAGUAACUAUCAGUGAGUAUUUUGCAUAUCUGAAUUAGGUAACAUUUUAAAGUAUUAAUAAAAAACAUUAGUAACAAAAUGCUAGAUUUAAAACAUAGACUUAGCUCUCUCAUAGCCUUGAAGCUAGUAAUUGAUAGUUUUUCUAUUUAAAAGCAUUGGAUAAAUUCCCUAAGCAUUUCUGAGGACUUUGGUAGGUAUAGCCUCUGUAUGGACAUACUCUUUCAUAUGAAAUCUUAGUAUUACAAAAAAAUAAAGCAUUAACAUUUAAGAUAUUUAGGAAAUGAUUUGAUUUUCUACAUUAAAAUUAUAAGACCAUCUUAGAUUAUAGGAGUUAUGAUUUUCUUCAGUAUAAAAAGCUUGUGUAAAAGUGGCUGUCUUAUCAGGUACUUUUCUGGUAAACUAGUAAUUCAUCAGACACAUCUUAGAUUUAUCUCACUGACAUUUGUCACGUGGGUGAUUUCUAAACAGAUUGUAGGAUUUGGACCCAUGAAGCUAAUGGCUUUAGUGAAAAAUAAGAGGACAGAGAUAAAACUGUAUUUACUUUUGUCUUAAUGGCUUUAAUUUUAUGAACUGAAAAUUCAAAGGAAAAGAACAAGUGGAAAGUCACUAAUUCAACACUUGUUUUCCUUUGUUUAGUUUUUAAUGUUUCCUUCGAAACUUAUUUUGCAAAUAUCACCAUAAUACCACAAGAUUGUCACUGAAAAAGUUACCCAUUGAUUUUUCAAAGUUGACUGCUAGUGGACUUAUGGAUGUUUGUAUGUGUGUGUGUGUUUUCAUUUAUAAUAUGAUGGCUGUCUCAUUAUUUAAAAUUUAAAACUUUUUGAAUGUACAGACUGAUUAGCUAUAUUGUUACAAUGUAGCAUUGUAAUUUGAGAAUUAGAAAACAAGUUAGGAUUUAGGUGGGAUUGAAAAAUAAAAUUAUAUUUUAUUGAUUAAAUAUAAACUUUUUAAAAAGAAGUCUUCCAAUUGGACCUUUUGAAAAUUUAUUUUGCUAAUAAUAUAUUUCAGCUUAACGUGUAUUAAAACUAGAGGUUCUGUGGUAGCCAGUGUGCUAAAUAAAUAGUUAAUUUAAAAAUGCUAUUUUUGUUGUUCCUUAUCUUGGAAACAUUUUCCCACAAUAUCUAAGCAAUGUGUUUUAAGAUUUAUUGGGCUUAACCUACAAAUUCAACAAAUCCUCUUCUUGCAUUUUGGAAGAAAAAAAAUUUAUGAUAAAUAUAUUUUUCUCUUCAGAAUGCUAAAAUAUAUGAAUCAAUAAACACUUUAGAAAGUAGUUCUGGUAAGGAGAUGUCAGUUGUCAGACUUAACUGAAAAAAUUUAACCCUCUUAGUUUCUUAUAUAGGGAUUAAAGAGAAUAACUUUAUUUAUUCCUUUGGGAUUUUAACUGCUUUUCUUGGAUAACCUUCAGAGUAUUUAGUUGCAAUAGUUUCUACAUUUCUUCCAAAAUUAUGGCAUAUUACAGUACAUCUUACUGUUAAAGAUCUUUUAUAAUUUUGACUGUUUUUUUUUCCUAUUAUGUUUAUUACUCCUCUCUGAGAUUCACAAAUACCAUCACCAAAAAUUUUUUGUGGCUACUGUUUAUUUUAUAGUUAGCUUUACAGAAAGCCAUAUGGUAUGGCUGGUCUGUCCCCUUCAGAAGUUCCUAACGGGUAUGGCUUUCCUUCCCUCAGCUGUUUGCUUUUAUAGAUUUGGAGCAAAAAAAUUUAGCAAAAAAUAACCAGAGAUCUAGCCAGUCAUUUUCUAUCAGAUGCAUUUCUACAGAAGUGAAUUCAUUAAGACUGAAAAGUAUUAAACAGAUAUGAUUUGUCUCUUACGUCAGUUUUUGGGACCCAGAUGAAAUAGGAGCAUUUCAGUGUUAUCAUAGAGGUGACAGUGACUUGAAUGCCUAUAUAUAUAUAUAUGCACAUAGUUAGUUCAGAGGAUAGAUGAAAAUUUGGAAUUACUUGUUUAAAAAAUACUUGCAGAUUGUGCUGCUACUUAAAUAUUUAAGAAAUUCAAAAAGUUGUGUAGUUAUCAUAAAAUGUUCCUUCUCAUUUAUUCUACUGGAAUUGACCAUGAAAAAAAGACUAUUAAGCCUUAUUUAUAUCUAAUUAUUGACUGUGCAAACUGUGACUCAAUGAAUAUUUGUAUGCCAAAAAAAAAAAAAGGUUUUAAAGUUGAGAAAGUUUUAGACUUAAUAAAGAUUGUAAAUAAUUUUGAUUAGCAUUCUCAUUAUAAUGAAGUUACUGUUAAUUUGGUGCAAUACAUUCUUCCCUUUCUCAUCCUUUUAAAAUUAAAUAUAUAAGAUGUAUGUUUUGUUACAUUGAAUGCUGUUUUAAAAUUUUUCUAUGUGUGUGUAUAUGGGUAGAUAUUUGAUUUGUUUCUGUAUAGCAUGAAUGAAGAUAAUAAUUGAAAAUUUUGCACAUUUUUUAGUCCUUUGGAAAUUUGUAUUCUAACAGUUUUUAAGAAUAUGCAUUUAUUUUGUACAUA
Molecule: messenger RNA, 15356 nt
Organism: Hippopotamus amphibius kiboko
Lineage: Eukaryota; Metazoa; Chordata; Mammalia; Artiodactyla; Hippopotamidae
Gene: NBEAL1
Product: neurobeachin like 1
Exons: 56
Coding region: 362-8530 (2722 amino acids)
Biological process (GO): intracellular protein localization
Cellular component (GO): membrane; cytosol
Molecular function (GO): protein kinase binding
Source: RefSeq, a predicted model, not a curated record